AUGUCGAAGCGUUUCAACGAAGAGUGGCUUUGCGGGACGGAGUUGUCAAAUGCUCCCAUAGCAGGCGGAGCGCCCAUCCCGCACAUUCGCGAUGGCCUACAAGUACAACCUACGGGGCAUGAGAACAGUGGUGCAGGAAUAGUGGUGGUUUUGCCGUCUGUUUGUGCUGUGCGUGGUGUGCUGCCCCCAGGGAAAGGGAGUUGGUCUCCGACAAGAAUCAAAAUGGGCGAGUAUGGUGCCUCGGUGGAGGAGCUCCGCGCCCUCAUGGAGUACAGGGGUGCGGAAGCAAAAGAAAAGAUCGACGCCGACUAUGGCGGCAUCACGGGUUUAUGUGAACGGCUGAAAACCGACCCAAACAGCGGUAUACCGAAUACAUCUACCGAAUUGGAACGACGGCGUGCCGUAUUCGGUGCGAACGAAAUCCCACCACAUCCACCUAAAUGCUUUUUACAAUUAGUCUGGGAAGCUUUACAGGAUGUCACGUUGGUUAUUCUACUGGUAUCCGCCAUCGUAUCGUUAGCCUUGUCCUUUUAUCGACCGCCAGAAGAUCUAAAUGCUGUUGUUGAUGACAGUGAACAUGAGGCUGGAUGGAUUGAAGGAGUUGCUAUAUUGAUAUCCGUUAUUGUUGUAGUAUUAGUAACUGCUCUUAAUGACUACACCAAAGAGCGACAAUUCAGAGGACUGCAAGCUAAAAUCGAAACCGAGCACAAAUUUGCCGUUAUUCGAGGAGGGCAGUCGAUACAAGUUGUUGUUAAUGAACUAGUCGUUGGUGAUGUUGCUCAGAUUAAAUAUGGUGAUUUGCUGCCAGCUGAUGGUGUCCUGAUCCAGUCGAACGAUCUCAAAAUCGACGAGUCCUCCUUGACCGGAGAAUCAGAUCUGAUUCGAAAAGCGCCUGAACAUGAUCCAAUAAUACUCUCAGGAACACAUGUUAUGGAAGGAUCUGCAAAAAUGCUAAUCACGGCCGUAGGUGUGAACUCGCAGACGGGUAUCAUUAUGACACUUUUGGGAGCAGCAAAAUCGGUGGCUGAAGAAGAACGUAAAGCCGCUAAGAGAGAAGGUGAUGCUGUGCAAGAAACCGACGAAGGCACGGCUCAGGCAUUACUGGAUGUGAAAGCAGAUGGUGCAGAUGGCGUGGCGAAUGGGAAAGUAGUCGCCGAAGAGAACGGCAAAAAAGAACGAUCUGUCCUACAAGCUAAGCUCACCCGACUUGCUAUACAGAUUGGCUAUGCUGGAUCGUUUGUUGCUGGGUGUACUGUACUUAUCCUCGUCAUCCGCUUCUGCAUCUCCCGAUAUGCCAUCGAAGAGAAGUCGUUUUCCCUUGCUGAUUUUCAACACUUCAUCAAUUUCCUCAUCAUCGGAGUGACCGUACUGGUAGUAGCUGUACCUGAAGGAUUACCACUUGCUGUGACAUUGUCUCUUGCCUACUCAGUCAAGAAGAUGAUGUUGGAUAACAACUUGGUACGUCACUUGGAUGCAUGCGAAACCAUGGGUAACGCGACUUCUAUCUGCUCGGAUAAAACCGGAACGCUAACGACGAACAGAAUGACUGUAGUGCAGUCUUACAUCAAUGAUCAUCAUUACAAAGAGACGCCAAAGAUGGAACAGCUGGAUAAGGAGACGUUGGAUUUGAUGCUGCACUGUAUAGCAAUUAACAGUAGUUACUCUUCUCAGGUAGUUCCUGGAAAGCAGUUGGGAGAACAAGCCACGCAACUUGGUAACAAAACCGAAUGCGGUUUACUUGGCUUCGUUCUUGCAUUAGGAGCUAGCUAUCAAGAUAUUCGAGACAAGCAUCCAGAAGAAAGCAUCCCCAAGGUGUACACUUUCAACUCGGUUCGAAAAAGUAUGUCAACGGUUAUCAAUAGACCAAAUGGCGGAUAUCGUGUGUUCAGCAAAGGAGCAUCGGAGAUCAUCACGAAGAAGUGCAAAUGGUUCCUUGGAAAGAACGGACAGCUUACCAAAUUCGGCCCGAAAGACGCUGAGGCUUUGGUUCGCAAUGUUAUCGAACCUAUGGCGUCCGAUGGCCUGCGUACCAUUUGCCUAGCAUACAAGGACUACGUACCAGCUGGUGGUGCCGUUGGUGAGAAUCAGAUCGCUUACACCGGCGAAAUCGAUUGGGAUAACGAAGAUGCAAUAAUUAGCGAUAUGACUGCCAUAGCCAUCGUUGGUAUACAGGAUCCUGUGCGACCAGAGGUACCAGCCGCUAUUCUAAAAUGUCAAGAAGCUGGAAUCACCGUAAGAAUGGUCACUGGUGACAACAUCAACACUGCACGUUCGAUUGCAACUGCUUGUGGUAUCUUGAGACCUGGAGAGGAUUUCAUUGCACUUGAGGGCAAGGAAUUCAAUGCGAGAAUCCGUGAUGAGAACGGUGAUGUUUCGCAAGAAAAGCUGGAUCGUAUAUGGCCAAAAUUACGUGUACUAGCUCGUGCUCAACCCUCGGAUAAAUAUACUUUGGUGAAGGGUAUCAUCGAUUCUCGUGUGAGCGAUGCACGUGAGGUGGUCGCUGUAACCGGAGACGGAACAAAUGACGGUCCUGCACUCAAGAAAGCCGACGUUGGAUUUGCUAUGGGUAUUGCUGGAACUGACGUAGCCAAAGAAGCCUCCGAUAUCAUCCUCACGGAUGACAAUUUCACUUCCAUUGUUAAGGCAGUGAUGUGGGGACGUAACGUGUACGAUUCAAUCGCAAAAUUCCUCCAAUUUCAACUUACUGUAAACGUUGUAGCUGUCGUAGUAGCUUUUGUCGGUGCGUGUGCUAUUCAAGACACUCCAUUAAAGGCUGUACAAAUGCUUUGGGUAAAUCUCAUUAUGGACACACUUGCUUCGCUUGCUUUAGCUACUGAAAUGCCAACAGAAGAAUUGCUGAAAAGGAAGCCAUAUGGGCGUACUAGUCCUCUAAUUUCUCGCACGAUGAGCAAAAAUAUCCUCGGUCAUGCCGCAUAUCAGCUUGUAGUGUUGUUCGUGCUGAUUUUCUAUGGCGAAAAACUUUUCGAUAUUCCAUCCGGCCGUUGGGCUCCGCUUCACUCACCUCCUUCCAUUCAUUUCACCAUCGUAUUCAACACAUUUGUCAUGAUGACGCUGUUCAACGAGAUCAACGCGAGGAAAAUCCACGGAGAGAGGAAUGUCUUUUCCGGUUUAUUCUCAAAUCCGAUCUAUUACAUCAUUUGGAUAACCACAUUUGUGGCUCAAAUCCUCAUCGUCCAAUUUGGUGGUCGUUGGUUCAGUACAGCUGCAUUGAACGUCGAACAGUGGUUGUGGUGUUUGGCACUGGGUAUCGGCACACUGCUUUGGGGACAGCUUGUAACAUCCAUCCCCACUGGCAGUCUACCAGAAAACAUGACGAUAGGAUCUGGAGAAGCUCCAACGAGCGAUCCUUUGAUGCCAGACUACGAAGAUCCGGGUACGCAUGAAAGGCGUUCCGGACAGAUAUUGUGGGUGCGUGGUCUGACUCGACUGCAGACACAGUUGCGAGUGGUGAAAGCUUUCCGUUCGUCACUGGAAGAAUUCGACGAACGUCGCUCGAUCGCAUCCACACAUUCAGUGCAGUCUAUGCGCGGCUGGUCACGUUUGGCAUCCAGCCCCGAUCCAGCUGGAACUCGAGCAGCUUUAGCUGCACUAUCUCAUAGACAAUCUCCACAGCCAUACCCGUACUAUCACCAUCAACAACCACGAACUCCGUCUCCACAACCACAGAUCAUAGUAGAGAAUGGAGGAGGUGGUGGUGUCAGUUCGAAUGUAGCAUCGCCGACGGUAACGACCGCCAAUGUAAAACUGGAGAAAGUGCCUUUGGUGCAAAAAUGGUCACCGGACACGAAUUCGUCAUACUCGCAGCGCAUUACGAAGAGUAUGUCGUUGGAUACGCCGGUGAUUGGCGGCGAGCGCUCGGAUCAUCUUAUUCCCGUGCCGCUCAGCAGUGCGCCUACCGACCAAGCUAUUCGCGUCGUGAAAGCAUUCCAAGCUGGACUGGAUAGAAGAGAGCCAAGUCUGACUGGACAAUCUGCGGCUCGCCUUCGAGAAAUUAGCAGACAGUUAAGGCUACAAGUAGAAAGUGAAAGUCGAGCUCGCUCUGCUUCACGAGGCAACGUCAAAAGCGAUGCUAACAACACGGCGGUAUAAAUGGAUAUGGUAAUCGUCUCUCAUUGAUACUUGCAUUACAAAUUUUAUCUCGCGGAAUUUGUCUCAAUUGAUAUUGUUACUAGCUGUUAUUAGUUUAUCGUUUGAAAAACAUUUAUGAUAUUGAUAGCAUGCUCUAAAUAUGUCAUCGUACAUGCUCCUCUUUGCUUUGCCUCUUGAGUGUUCAUUUAUAAGUA
This is a messenger RNA of Cylicocyclus nassatus, 4304 nucleotides long. NCBI's taxonomy places the organism in Eukaryota, Metazoa, Nematoda, Chromadorea, Rhabditida, Strongylidae. The record is from the annotation of a GenBank genome assembly.